This is a messenger RNA of Tetrahymena thermophila SB210, 1230 nucleotides long. RefSeq names its product nuclear movement protein. Gene Ontology annotation, biological process: protein folding. NCBI's taxonomy places the organism in Eukaryota, Ciliophora, Oligohymenophorea, Hymenostomatida, Tetrahymenidae. Gene Ontology annotation, cellular component: cytoplasm. The record is from RefSeq and is a predicted model, not a curated record. The transcript is spliced from 3 exons.
UUUCUAAAAAUCAAAUUUUUUUCGCAAAAAAAAAUAAUUAAAAAUAUUUAAAAAUUUAAAAAAAUUAUAAAAUAAAUAACUUAUUAAUUACGUGUUUCUUAAGCCAAUAACAUUCAUUUGUUAAAAGCAUUAAAUUACAAUUUUCUUCUGCAUAUAAAUUAAAAAUUUAAAUACCCUCUCAAAAUAAGCAAUCACAAAAAAAAAUAACAAAUCAAAAAUUAAAAAAUCAUAGAAUUCUUCUAAAAUUCAAAAGAAAAAGUAAAUUUAAUAGCAAUGACUGAAGAAACUCAAUUUGAUAAUAUUUUUAUGACUGUUAUGUAAAACAAAAAAUCUAUUGAUGGAUUUUUUGAGUCAGUAUAUGGCUUUUUGAGAAGAAAUACUGACUUCUUUACUGACUAGUAAAGAGCAGAAAAAGUCAUCACUGAAUAAUGCAAAAAAUAAUAUUCUCUUUAUUUGAAUGAUCAAAAAUAAAAGGAAGCUAAGGAAAAAGAAAAAAAAGAACGCGAAGAAGCUAAGAGACUCCAAAGAGAAAGAGAACUUAAGGUAUAAUAAGAAAAGGAAGAGUAGGAAAAGCAAAAAGUUUAAGCUGAAGCUGAAAAGAAAGUACAAGCUACUACUCAUAUUUCCUCAAAUAAAGCUUAAGAAACUGCUGAUGAUAAAAGUGCUCCAGUUGAAGGUGAAGAAGAUGAUGGAACUCCUCCUCCCUAUGGUAAUGGUGGAAAAACUGAAAGAUAUAUUUGGACAUAAACUUUAAAUGAAUUGCAUAUUUAUAUUCCAGUAGCAAGCACUAUGAAAUCAAAAUUCGUUUAAAUUGAAUUUUCUAUUAAGCAUCUCAAGGUUGUUAUUGAAGGAAAGAGCUUUAUUGAUUAAGAUUUCCCAGAAAAUAUUAAUGCCUAAGAAUGUCUCUGGACUCUUGAAGAUGGUGAUAUUGCAGGAUAUAAAGGCAAAUUAAUUCAUUUGAGCAUCGAAAAGUGGAAAAAUCAAAUGCACUGGUGGGAAUGUGCCUUAUAAGGAGACGAAAAGAUUAAUACCAAGAAAAUAUCACCUGAAAGCUCAAAGCUCUCAGAUUUAGAUGGUGAAACUCGUUCAACUGUUGAAAAGAUGAUGUUCGAUAUGAGAUAGAAAUAAGCAGGUUUACCCACUUCUGAUGAAUUAAAGAAGCAAGAAAUGAUGAAAAAUUUCAUGAAGUAGCACCCUGAAAUGGAUUUCUCAAAGUGCAAAUUCAAUUGA